AGAAAGACGCCUUUCUUGUCACCUUCUUUUCUUUUCUCGUCAAAUCACAGCUCCCAAACUAGCUAUAGCGACAAAUCAAACAUCACAAUCAUCUCGUCACCACAUGAUUCUAAUGUUGGAAAUUUCAUUAGCAAGCAAGCAAAUUUUAAGCAACCAAGAGGAAAAUGAAAAUUUUAUACAAGCAACAGCGAGCUAAUGCAAUAUUAAAUUGUUGGGAAUGGUAGCUGCCGGAGUUAUGGUGUCAUUGAUACCAGGGAUCGGCUCCACUUGGCCAUUAAUGAAGAGCCCAUUUUUCAGGCGAUCGAGUACUAUCAGCCUCCGCUUCAUCAGCGAAAACACCAAGCGACUUGAGCAGCAGGGGCACGCCAUUCGCCGUUAUUUUAACCACCCUGGUUACCAGAUCCAAGAAGAAGGCCAGGUUGAUCGCCAUGAUUACAGAGUCUUCUUGCUUGAUAAUACUGGCAAAAAGAUUUCGCCUUGGCACGAUAUACCCCUACACGUUGGCAACGGCGCGUUCAAUUUUGUUGCUGAAAUUUCUAAAGAUUCAAACUUGAGAAUGGAGCUUGCCACCGAUGAACUAUACACCCCUCUCAAACAAGAUAAAAUAAGGGGUAGAAUUUGAUGCAAUAUGAAGUGGAAUUAUGGAUUGCUUCCUCAAACUUGGGAAGAUCCUUCAUCUGCAAAUCCAGAAGUUGAGGGCGCAUUUGGAGAUAAUGAUCCUGUUGAUGUUGUUGAGAUUGGGAGCACCUCUGCCAAGGUUGGUGAGGUUUUGAGAGUCAAGCCACUAGCUACUCUUGCACUGAUUGAUGAGGGUCAACUUGAUUGGAAAAUAAUAGCUGUUUCCCUGGAUGAUCCAAUAUGUUCUCUCGUUGAUGAUGUUCAUGACAUUGAAAAAUAUUUUCCGGCCACUCUAACUGCGAUCAGCGAGUUUUUUAGAGACUAUAAGAUCUGUGAUGGAAUACCUGGCAACAAGUUUGGUCUAGGAAACAAGCCAGCUAACAAGGAUUAUGCCGUCAAGGUUAUCAGGGAAACCAAUGAAGCUUGGACUAAACUUGUUACAAGGUCUAUCCCUGCGGGUGAGCUCUCACUUGCAUAAGCGUAAUUAUGGAGUGUUUGAGCCAUUAUUGUGUCUCGUAUCCUUGGCAAAAACAGAAAUGACCGGAAAUCUCCCACUGGAUUCUUUUUCUGUAACAAAUGUUGAUGAUGAUAAUAAGCUUGUCAGUCAUGACAAAACCUGGUGUUUUAGCAAAUAUGAUUGAUUGCACACAAGGGCUCUCAAAUCAAUUGUUGAAUCACAUGGCGA
Messenger RNA from Coffea eugenioides, 1303 nucleotides. Its product is annotated as soluble inorganic pyrophosphatase 6, chloroplastic-like. The record is from RefSeq and is a predicted model, not a curated record. Gene Ontology annotation, cellular component: cytoplasm. The transcript has 6 exons. Gene Ontology annotation, molecular function: inorganic diphosphate phosphatase activity; magnesium ion binding. Lineage: Eukaryota; Viridiplantae; Streptophyta; Magnoliopsida; Gentianales; Rubiaceae. Gene Ontology annotation, biological process: phosphate-containing compound metabolic process. The coding region runs from base 629 to 1096 and encodes 155 amino acids.